AUGUACCGCAUGCGGGAAGUCCGGGCACACAGCUCCGGUGACCUGAAGACCUUGACCAAGGCCAUCAAUGAGAGCCACAGCCGCUUUCUACCCGACUCGUCUUGCAUCAACCAUGCCAAACGCAGCCAUACAUCUGGUGAAUGUAACUCGCAUAACUUCUUAUAUUCUACAUGUGGAAGAAAGGGGCACCAUCUCUUCAACUGUACCACGACCGCCGAGAGCCUCCGAGUCCAGCACAGUCGAUACCAAGCUGCUUCUGCCUGGCGACAAGCGCACCUUUGCCGACAAACUCACCCGAUAGGUGGUGCAGAAGGAGCGCGCUCAAGACCUAUCGGACUCCUUCUCCAAGCAUGCUCCCGAUUACCAAGACCUUUACCGAAGGCCAAGCUCCCAAACCUGGUAACGAUGGCUUCCCAUGGAGUCGGCUUCGCAAUGUUUCUUACCAAUGUUUGUCGACAUCAUGAAUGUGGCUCCGAAACUUUGGUCGAGUGCAUUUCUUACAUCGGGGACGAGGGAUUUGAGGAGACUAAACUUGCGAUGGACACCUCCGCCAGAUCUCUCACGAUGAAGUCUUUUGCCAUCAACUCUUUGAAGCAUCCUGAGCCUCCUAAGACGAGACUGAACCGCGAAAUCGUCAAUUUAUUUCCCCCUUUUCCCAUCAUCCAUUCAGCUCAGCCCUAG
This is a messenger RNA of Fusarium poae, 681 nucleotides long. RefSeq lists its product as uncharacterized. Lineage: Eukaryota; Fungi; Ascomycota; Sordariomycetes; Hypocreales; Nectriaceae. The transcript is spliced from 4 exons. The record is from RefSeq and is a predicted model, not a curated record. Bases 1 to 681 code for a protein of 226 amino acids.